AUGAAACUUUCAAUUAAAACGUUAGAUCAACGGAACUUUUCGAUCGACUCCUAUGGUUUGAAAACAGUUUUGCAUUUAAAGCGAAAGCUCUUCAAUGUCGGCGUGACAAAUCUACUGCCCGAGCGACAGCAACUCAUGUAUGCGGGACGUGUGCUGAAUGACAGCAAAUUGCUUUCGUUUUACUCCAUCGACGAGCGUAAGUUUCUCUUGGUGAUGGCGAAAAAGGCCUGGAGGACGCCAAUUGCAGAAGAGCCCACCGUGCAAGCCAACAAUAAUACCAACAAUAAAAGUAAAGCAACACAACAAAUAAAGCCACCGAAUGCAGGACAGGGUGAUGAGGUGGAUAUGAACGGCAAACAACAAGCCAAAACGAAGCAGAGAACACGAAGCGGAAAUCCUUUAAAAGCGAAAAAGUCAACAAGAUUUAAGGCCUGCAAACCCAUGACAAACAAAGGGAGUGCCGUGAAGAUCGCGCGUCAAAUCACCGCGUCUCCUAAGAUAACAUCAGCGCCUGCAGUCGGUGAUUGCAAGGAGCACCGAGCCUCAGUGAGCUCUAUAGAGUCGGCGGAUUCACAGCAACGACGACGACAAGAGCUCAAAAAAGAGCGUAGAUCAAUUAUUAAAUAUAAGCCCGUCAAAUCAAAGGCAUCACUCUUGAGCACCGCUAAAUUAUAUGCGACCAAAAAGGCGAGCAACAUGCGCACAAUCAGAAGAAGAAAAACAAAGAAGCCACCACAAGUGCAAGUGUGCGACAAGUUCGUACUACGCCAAAUUGUUGCAAUGGGCUAUAAUGAGGAUGAUGUGCGACGCGCUCUAAUCGCCAGCUUCAACAAUCCCAACGAAGCUGUCGAUUACCUCGUUAAACAAGUACAAGAGCGUAUGGCACAACAACCCAAAGGAAAAUCAAAUCAAAAGAAGACACAAAACAACAAACAGAAGAAUUGCAAAUUAGUGGCAGGAGCGAGCUCUAAUGAAAGAAAUAGCUUGGCUUUCCUACGAAAUGAUCCAGAUUUUAGAAAUCUACGACGUCUCUUGCGCAGACGUCCGAAUAUAUUGCAGGACGUAAUCAAACGUGUCGAUACAUCACAUCCCGAGUUGCUGCAAAUGCUGAAGGAACAUGAAAGCGAAUUCUUGCAAUUGUUGCACGAAAACGCGGAGAACUCGGCUGAUGAUGAGGAGCAAUGCGAAAAUUGUAAUUUCAACUCAAUGCAGAUCUCACCGGAGGAGGAGAAGGUGAUAGCGCGUCUGGUGCAAAUGGGUUUCAAGCGUCAGAUGGUCGUCUUAGCGUUCAUCGCUUGCGAUCGUGAUGUCGAGAAGACUGUGGACUAUCUCUGUCGCAUCGAUGAUAUCCACAUUUAA
Molecule: messenger RNA, 1359 nt
Organism: Ceratitis capitata (Mediterranean fruit fly)
Lineage: Eukaryota; Metazoa; Arthropoda; Insecta; Diptera; Tephritidae
Product: UV excision repair protein RAD23 homolog A
Exons: 1
Coding region: 1-1359 (452 amino acids)
Biological process (GO): nucleotide-excision repair; proteasome-mediated ubiquitin-dependent protein catabolic process
Cellular component (GO): cytosol; nucleoplasm
Molecular function (GO): damaged DNA binding; proteasome binding; polyubiquitin modification-dependent protein binding
Source: RefSeq, a predicted model, not a curated record